Vitis riparia (riverbank grape) is the source of this 564-nucleotide messenger RNA. RefSeq lists its product as uncharacterized. The transcript has a single exon. Bases 1 to 564 code for a protein of 187 amino acids. Lineage: Eukaryota; Viridiplantae; Streptophyta; Magnoliopsida; Vitales; Vitaceae. The record is from RefSeq and is a predicted model, not a curated record. Gene Ontology annotation, molecular function: protein binding.
AUGGAUGCCUAUGACGACAAGCUCAACAGAGAACUCUACAAAGCUCUAAUGAAAGGAGAUGAGAAAGAGGUGAUCCAACUUUGCUUAAGUAUCCCAGAAGGCCCAGUGCACAUAAUGACCAUACACAUGGACACAGUCCUCCACAUGGCUACUUACUCCAAGCAAGCUGAUCUAGUACUGAAAUUACUUGAAAAUUUGCCGGAGACUCAUCUCGACAAGCUCACCCUUCAAAAUGACGCUGGAAACACUAUACUCCAUGAAGCAGCCACUUCCAACAGCACAACUAAUGCCGCUAGGGAAAUGCUUAACAAGGCACCAGAACUGCUGAGUUUGAGCAAUUUCCUCGGAGAGACCCCUAUCUUUAGAGCAGCACGCUAUGGGAAAACUAGGGUUUUUAAGUUUCUGGCAACAGAAGUUGAUAAGGUCUGCGCAAGAAUGACUGAAGAACAUCGGAUUGAUGCCUUUUUUCGGAGGACGGAUGGAACCACCAUUCUUCAUAUUUCCAUUCUUGCUGAGCAUUUUGGUGAGUUCCUGAAAGUGUCUAUAUAUUUGUUAAUCAAAUAA